UUUUCAAUAGGAGUUGAAGCAACCUCGGAAAAUGAAUACCUUCGUCCAUGUUACUUUACAAAUUGGGCCCAAUAUCGCCAAGGGAGGGCCAAAUACUUACCCGAACAUUAUAUUCCCGGUCUGUGUACACACAUUCUUUAUGCUUUUGGUUGGAUAAAUGAAGACGGGACAGCUAGGCAUUUUUAAAUUUGAAUAAACUCCAAAAUUAUUUUCCUAUUAGAGCGUACGACCCUGCAGAUUUACCUAGCGAUUGGCAACCUAAAGGGAUGUAUGCGCGUGUAAACGAUUUGAAGAAAUCCGAUCCAACAUUAAAAACACUUCUUUCAUUCGGCGGCUGGUCCUUUGGUACUCGUCUUUUCCAACAAAUUACAUCCUCUCAGCAAAAUCGUCAAAAAUUUAUCAAUUCUGCAAUUGCUUUUGUUCGUUUACACAAUUUUGAUGGAGUUGAUAUAGAUUGGGAAUAUCCUAAAGGAGAGAUAGACAAGCUCAAUUUGAAUUAUUUUUUAAAGGUGGGGGGUUUUAAUUUUACAAUUGUAAAAUUAAAACAAGUUGAGAAACAUUCCUAUUUUACCAAACAAGAAUUCAAAGAUGCAAUUUCCUCAGAGAGCGUAGCCAGUUACAAACCAAAAUUACUUUUAACAGCUGCUGUAGCAGCCGGAACAGAAAAUAUAGAUGCUGGUUAUGAUAUUCCAACAAUUUCAAAGUAUUUGGAUUUUAUUCUUUUAAUGAGUUACGACUUUCAUGGGGCGUGGGAGCAGAAAACUGGAAUGAACGCUCCCCUAUAUGGAAGGGCUACUGACCCUCCUGAAUUAAAAAAUUGGCAUGUAUCUGGUGCCGCAAAUUAUUGGUUCCUCAAAGGAAUGCCUAAAAAUAAAAUUAUUGUUGGAAUUCCAACAUAUGGUAGAGGAUGGACUUUAACUCAUCCACAAGACCAGCGAGGAUUGGAUGCUCCAGGGAGUGCUGCUAAACCAACAAAAUAUGUUCAGACAGGUGGUACUGCUGCCUACUAUGAGUUUUGUGAAAUGUUGGCCAACGGGGCUGAGCAUCAUUUCAACAAAGAAAUGCAAGUUCCCUAUUUGAUUUCUGAUAAAGACCAAUGGUUUAGCUAUGAAGAUGUUAAUAGUGUUCGAAUAAAAAUUAAUUGGAUUAAACAAAACAAUUUUGGCGGAGCUUUUGUGUGGACUCUUGACUUUGACGAUUUUAAUGGGCUAUGUCCAGAUGCCCAACACCUUGGCAAAUAUCCCUUAAUUGGUGCUAUAGCUAGUGAAUUAACCAACAAAACGAUUAAUACUAAAUUAAUACAACCCUCAAUUCUCCCCUCCCCCUCCCCAAUUGCACCAACAACAACUUUAAUUUCUCCAAUAUCUAAUUGUAGCACUAAUAGACUUCCUUCUAAUAAUAAUAAUAAAUUUUGUGUUGGCAAAAAAGAUGGAUUUAUGCAACUACCUCAACAGUCCCUUUCUACGUUGUAUUUACCUGAAGAAUUUUUACUUUGUCUUUCUGGCAAUGCUUUUUCAAUGUGGUGUCCUAAAGGAUUACAUUUUAAUGGCAAUUAUGGAUUUUGUACAUUUCCUCUACACACUUCUUCACCCCCACCAUUUCCAUUUCCCGAGCAUCAUUCAAAACGAACUUUAAUAAAUACACAACCUUCUAACAAAAAAAGUUUAAAAAUUAUUUUUAAUUUUAAUUUGAUUUUUAAAGAAUUUGUCUGCAUUUCUGAUGGAUUUUUUGCAGAUCCUAACAGUUGUGUGCAUUUUUAUCGUUGUGUUGGUACAACUGCUUACAGGUGAAUUUUUAACAACUUUGUGUGUUUUAUAAUGAAAUGUUUGUGUUUUUGUA
Meloidogyne enterolobii is the source of this 1839-nucleotide messenger RNA. NCBI's taxonomy places the organism in Eukaryota, Metazoa, Nematoda, Chromadorea, Rhabditida, Meloidogynidae. The record is from the annotation of a GenBank genome assembly.